UCUCUCUCUCUCUCUCUGUGUCUGGUCUCGACUUUUAUAUUUACCCGCUUCAUCACAAGCCUCUCGCAUCAGUCCCAAGCGCGCGGUUUCUCUUCUUUCCGAGCUCUCUCUGUUUCUUGUUGAUCUCUUUGUGUGCUGUCAGAGAGAGAGAGAGAGAGAGAGAGAAACCAAAGAAAAGAAGAUGGCGAAACAGCAAGGCCGGAGCGUCGGUCUCUUUAUGUGCUUUUGCGCUAUGGUGGCAGCUCAGAACUUGGUCGUUCCUGUGGCUAGUGAGGCCAGCUUUGAGGAAAAUAAGAACUACUACACUCCUGACCCUAAUAUCGGCACUCCUCCUGCAGUUCCACGCGUCAGUCCACCACACAGGACUUCACCGCCGCACGGGCAAGGAAGCACGCCGCCCUACCAUCUGACCCCCACACCGCCGACCCAAAACUGCGGAAACCCGCCGCAUGUCCCGACCCCAUCAACUCCUCGUCGUGGUGGCGGCGGCGGUGGCAGUAGAUCUUACUAUAACCCGCCCCCAUCAACUCCUAGUGGCGGCAGUGGAGGCGGAUCUUACUAUAACCCGCCCCCAUCAACUCCUAGUGGCGGCGGCCGAUCUUACUAUAACCCGCCCCCAUCAACUCCUAGUGGUGGCGGUGGUGGAUCUUACUCUAAUCCACCGGCUUCAGGUGGCACUCCACCGACUCCGGUGAUUGUCUCCCCACCAACCACCCCCAUUAUUAUUCCGGGCACCCCAGCGCUCCCACCAUUCCUACGCCUCCAUUCGAUCCGAACUCAAAUCCCUUCACUGGGACAUGCAAGGUGGUGGGGCACCGUGGGCGGCACGUUCGGUGCCACCAGCAUGCCCGGUUUCCCGUCGAACCUCAACUUGAUGCAAGCACUCUCCAACACCCGCACGGACGGCCUGGGCCAGCUCUACAGAGAAGGAACAGCUUCGCUCCUCAACUCCAUGGUCAACGCCCGGUUCCCUUUACACCACCCAGCAGAAAGCUGCGACGGGUGUGAAGCCGAGAAGCUGAAGUUGAAGCCCGCAGCAAAAGCAGUGAAGACUUCUGCAAAGGCGAUGCCCGGGAAGAAAGCUGUCGAGAAGGUUGCCGCCGCGAAGGUGAAGAAGAAACCGGUGAAGAAGCCGAAAAGCGUGAAGCUGCUGGUGAAGAAGGCCAAGAAGGGGGUCGGUGUUGUGUAG
This is a messenger RNA of Eucalyptus grandis, 1189 nucleotides long. RefSeq names its product protodermal factor 1-like. NCBI's taxonomy places the organism in Eukaryota, Viridiplantae, Streptophyta, Magnoliopsida, Myrtales, Myrtaceae. The coding region runs from base 182 to 1189 and encodes 335 amino acids. The record is from RefSeq and is a predicted model, not a curated record. The transcript is spliced from 4 exons.